GAUCUGUUUCCUCAAAUUGUUUAGUAUUAACAAAUCAAUUUUCUAAGUCCUUAUUUUCGUAAAUUUUAGUCGCUCUUUUUAGGGUUUUUUAGGGUGCUUUUAAUGUGGAGUUCAGCUCUGUUGUGCUUUCUCAUAUUACUUGACAACUUAGCUUCCACUUCUUCCUUCAAUGUCAUGGAAUAUAUAAAUAAAAAGAUAAUAACGUGCUAAGUACGUGCCCGAUAACAUGGGACUAAUUAAACUGUUUUACAAAAACACCUAUUGUUUUAUCCACAAAAGGUUCAAGCUUUGAGUUCGCGAUUUCAAUUCAUUUGAAUAUUCACAUCUUCUUUUUGUUUCUUAGCAACGCUCUUGAAAACAUUACUAAAACCUAGAGUAAAACAAGAGAGGCAAAAAUCUUUGAGGAACCAGUAGAACUUAUGUUCAACAACGCUGGAAAUGAUGAUUCAAGACAGAGGUACUAUGGCAUCUAGUAUUCUUGGCUGUUUGUUUGAAGUCUAAAAGCAGAAAGUGGUGGGAUGUGAAGUAUCUAAGCGCCAGGACUAACAACGCAAAACCAAAACCGUCUGCAAACUUAUAGUCUUAAAAACAGAAAAAAGAUCUGAAAAACGCCGCAAAGUAAGAGCAGAGGAAAGAGAAGAAGAAGGCUGUGUGCUUUAGACUUGUUGGAAAUUCGUAUUGGAACUUUGAUACUGAAAAACAGUCUCACGGUACCGAACAGCUGGUAACUAACAACACAGAAUCAGUCUACUCUUGGAAAAGUUUCAAAAUCAGCGAAGUUGAACUAAUAAAGACUAUACAGGAAAUUUGUAAGCAGAACUUAACUAUUGGAUUACUAUGGGUUGUGGGCCAUCGAAGAAGGACACUCGUGGAAUACAUGAAGUGAAUGAAAUCACGAAGAAGCCUAAGAGCAAAACCACAACAAAUGACGAUAAUAAUAACUUUACGAAAAAACAAUUCAAGGUUGGUGAGCGCGUUCAUGUGCGGGGUUAUGUUGGAACGGUUAGGUUCGUUGGUUCGACCGAACUUGGCGAUGGUGUCUGGAUUGGUAUCGAACUUGACAAGCUACAUCACCAAGGAAACGAUGGCUACUUCAAAGAAGCAAAAUACUUCUCUUGUAAGCCCAAACAUGGUCUUUUCGUUAGGCCUGAGAGUGUUGAGCUACAUACUGAGGAGUUACCAGACCUGUCACCUGAAACUGUCGUUAAAAUACAGACCCAAGUACGGAAAAUAUUGGCCAAGAUAAGACUGAGAAACCUGCUAAAGCGCUCAGAAAACGAGAAAUUAAUUGACAAACACGUGAUGAAUACGCCUCCAAAAGCCGAAAAGGGUAUCAAUGAACUGAGUGAGUACCUCACUAAACCAUUUGAGAGCGACAGAGACAAGGCAUUUGCUAUCUACAGAUGGCUUUGUUUUAAUAUUUCCUACGAUGUCGAAGGGUUCUUUGGAAGACGAAGCAAGGCAAGCUGUGACGCUGAAGACGUUCUCGCCAACAAGACUUCUGUUUGCGCAGGUUACGCCAACCUUUAUGAAGCACUGGCGAGAGCAUCUGGGCUCGAAAUACACUUUGUAAGUGGAUAUGCCAAAGGUUACGGCUACAAAGCAGGACAAAGAGUUGACGGAGCAAACCAUGCGUGGAAUGCUCUCAAGAUUGAUGGUCAAUGGUAUUUAUCAGAUGCAACUUGGGGCUCAGGUAGCCUUGGGGAUGAUCUCCUUUUCCAACGUGCUCCAAAUACCUACCGCUUUUUAAUGCAACCAGAUUAUGCCAUCUAUGAUCAUUUUCCCGAGGAUGAAAAAUGGCAGCUAUUGGAUAAACCUGUGCCUCGAGAGACAUUCGAGAAGGCGGCCGUCAUAUCUGGGCCUCUUUACGAGAUGGGCGUCGAACUUCUCACUCACAACGAAACCCACUACAGCAUUGACAGUGACUCCAUAGAAAUGGACUUCUACUGCCCAGGAAGGAAGAUAUUACUGAUGGCGAAGCUAAAAGAUAGUUCUGGGAAGGCUCAUGAUGGUCAAAAGAGCAAUUGUCGACAGCGCAUACAGUUACGGCGCUGCGGACUCAACCAAGUUAGACUCCAUGCACAGUUCCCAAUCAAAGGCGACUACUCUAUCGAUAGAUAUGUCAACGUUGAAGGGACAUGGACGUUCGGCUUAACCUACUACAUAACUGCCAAUAAAGGGUGCGGUAAAAAUACGGGAGGAUUUCCCAGAAUUUCCAACUCCUUUUAUGAUGACGGGUUUGACCUGGUUACUCCAUUUACCAACAUUGAAACCACCAAUGGCAGGGCUGAGAUUCAAUUCCAGUGCUACAAUAGGCGCUAUUGGUCGCUCAAUGGGAACCUUAGUGGCACAGAUGGAUCAUCGCAGAAAAAAAUCUUGAAGAAUCAAGCUUUGAGUAUUUCAGAGAAAACCAACGAUGGAUUUAUCCUGAAGGUUGAUACCCCAGCUCCAGGAACUUACUGCCUUAGGAUAUUUGCAAAAUGCGUGGAAGAGGGGGACAGCAGUCCGUUUGUAUGUGAAUAUUACAUUAACAACUUGGAGACUACCAAGCGACCUCUUGCGGGGUUCCCUAAUCUCUCAGAUCACUUGUAUUCCUGGGGUUUAGAGCUUGUUGAGCCGAGAGAGAACAUCUUAACUAAAGAUGGAAAGGCAACAAUCAAAAUUAAAGCAACGGAGCUGUGUAACUUGGAUAUUUCGUCCAUAAGACUCCUUGGUAAUGUCCACAGACAAGAUGGCGCGAAUAUGAACUUGCUUACAAAUCAAGAAUUGUACUUCACUGAGACCACUAGUAACAGCCUUGAAAUGAAAGUCGAUACCCCUGGUGCAGGAACGUACUUGUUAAACAUCUUUGGGACGAGCGAAAAGGGAACAAAUGUGUUCUUUUGUAGCUAUUUCAUUCACAGCUCAGAAAAAGAAAAGCGCGCGGCUGUAGGAUUCCCACUAGCAUCAGAUGUUUUUCACAAGUUGGGAAUGAAGCUUGUUAAACCUCGAGAAAAUAUCUACUCCACAGACGGGAGAGCGGAGAUUUCGUUUGAAUGUCCUGAAAAACUCACCGAGGUGAAGGAGUACAUCCAGAAGGAAAAAGAAACCAUCCAUGGCUGUUGUAAAACAACAACAGCAACAGAUGAAAAUAGGACGAUUAAAAAUAUUUCUGUCCAACUUCCCUCGAAAGGACUGUAUAAACUGAACGUCUUUGGGAAAAUAGACGAUGGGAAUGCGAGUGAUUUUCUUUUUAGUUUUGUUAUAUUUGCAGAAAAAGGGGUUGAAAAAUAAAAGGUUUUUUAGUGCACUCUUAAAUGGCUUUCCUAUAUCAGCACUGUGAUUGGAUAGUGUCUAACUUCCUGGUUGGUUCAGGAGGGAAAGCCAUUUUGUUGUCAGUUUUUCACUCGCUCCUGCUCUACUUGGAAACAAAAUUCAAACUGCAUUUGCUGUUCAUACUGUAUAUUUAAUUCCUACUAAUAAGAUAAGAUAUCUAUACUAAUGUGUUCCGCAUAUUUAUCAGUAUCAUGCAAAUUCCAAGCAAAUAUGUUUGAAAGCUUUUUUCCCUACGUUUUUCAGUUUUCUCUUGUGUGUAAUAUGAUAACUAUUUUACUGUGUGUGUUUCAUUUAUUUCCGUUCUUAC
This is a messenger RNA of Actinia tenebrosa (Australian red waratah sea anemone), 3622 nucleotides long. RefSeq names its product kyphoscoliosis peptidase-like. Gene Ontology annotation, cellular component: cytoplasm. The record is from RefSeq and is a predicted model, not a curated record. NCBI's taxonomy places the organism in Eukaryota, Metazoa, Cnidaria, Anthozoa, Actiniaria, Actiniidae.